Molecule: messenger RNA, 1038 nt
Organism: Symbiodinium natans
Lineage: Eukaryota; Dinophyceae; Suessiales; Symbiodiniaceae
Source: the annotation of a GenBank genome assembly
AUGGAGACUGUUCUGCACACCUUGGCGAACAUCUUCGUGUUCGUCAUCAACCUGGAGCGGCAGAAGCAGCGGAGGAAGACCACCCUCGAGCUCCUCCGGGCUUGCGGCUUUUCCGCUGCCCAAACGAAAGUUUUUCCUGCAGUCGACGGCAGAGUUUUGCAUCGGACGACGUCUUCCCGUGUCACCGACAGACUCCGGGUGUCGGACCUUUCCUUGCCGGGGGCUAUAGAUCUCUGGGGGCAGUAUGGGUGCAAAAAGUCCCACGAGGCUGUUCUCAAAUUGGUCCGGGAGCGACUCAGCAGGGAAAAGAUGAUGUUGGUAGUGGAGGAUGACAUCCUGGUGAACAAGACUCAUGGAGGGCCCAAGGACUUUAUGCCUGCGCUGGCAGCAUUUGUCGAGCAACUCAACGAGAAACAUCCGCAAUGGGUUUACUUGCUACUGGGUGGUCGUGCAGUGUUUGGCAACGACGGGCGGAACGGCAAGACCACCAUCCCAGGGAUUUCCAAGGCUGGGUAUGUUCUGCAAGCCCAUGCCGGGCUGUGGCGGCAGACAGACAGGCAAAUGGAGUUGGGUUUCAACAACGACAAUGCUGUCGCAUCUGCGAUGUCCCGCUUUCCAGGCUUGAGCUUCUUCUUGCAGCCAUCUCUUUUGUGCCAGAACACAAAGUUAGAGUCCAACCUGCAGAUUCUAUCCUCUUCUGGAGGUCAAAUUGGAUAUGACAAUGCUCGACGAAUGGCGACAGGGCUCUCCAGAAAGACCAUUUCGAAGAUCACAGAGAAGAAGGUCCCACAGUCCUCAAACCAGCGGCCGGUGAAUAAGACAGGGCUGAAGAAGGCCCGGGCCGCAAUUGCUGCCAAGGGUGGGUCGUGCAAGGCAGGCAACGGCUCCAACAAGAAGGCCAUCGAGAAAAAAAUUAGAUGCUUGAAGGCCUUCGUCAAGCAACACCAGACCUUUCCGACACGAAACAUUGCCCUGUCCAGGUGGGGGAUGAGCAAGUCUGUUUGGGAACGUGCUCGGGCGGAACAUUUCGAUGGAUGA